UUCUGUUAUUCCCCAACAAGUCUCCAGACUUGUUUAUAUGUAUGACUGUAGUCUGUGUAUAUAUUCUUUGAUAGUAUUUGAGUGAUAUUUGAAUUAUUGAUAUCAAAAAUUACAAAUUUAUCUCGACAAUAUUGUAUUCAUAUCUACCGUCAUGAUAUUUCUCAGUAAUAUAUUAAUAUAAAACAUUAAUGGAAUUAUCAUGUUCAUAAUAUAAUUAUUAAACAUACAUUUGUAUAGUAGAUACAUUGUAAUAUGGAUAAAAGUUUACUCAUAUAAUAAUUAUUAAAUUGUUGUUAAUUUAAACUAAGGAGUUAAAAUUGUUUCAAUAAUUUUGAAAAGGGAGAGAAGAGCAGAAGAAAGAGGUAGAGUAGGAAACAAAUACUAUGUAUUUCUUAUUCUUAGAAAAGACUAGUUCUACUUAACCUAUAUCAGCAAUAUUCUAAAAUAAAUUAUAAUGAAGUUCACACAAUUAUUAUAUAAACAACACAUAGGUAAAGCAAUAAGAUAUUUAUGGCAACAUAAACGAGAAAGAUGUGUGCAAGUAACUAAAGCAGAAAAAAUUUUGAAAUCUAUGAAUUUUACAGUACAUGAUGCUACAGAAUUAAUAUCAGCAAAAAGAAUUGAACAUUCAACUGUUUUUAAUAAGUCAGAACCUAAUUCCAAUAGUAAAAGUUGUUUGAUAAUUGAAGAUUGGAAUGUUUUACAAGAAGGUGUACCACAAGCAUGUGUAUUAACGAAAACCCUAAAACUUGAUGAUGCAUUACCAAAGAAUAUACAAGAGCUAAUUACUGACGUUCCAGAUAAUAUAGAUAAUUUAUUAAAAAGAUUUGUUUAUACAUCUGUAAUAUAUGAUGCACAGCAAGUAAAAUUACCACGAUUGAAAGAUCCUAAUCGACCUGCUUGGGUGUUUCCAAGAGUAUAUGGUAUAUCUAGUACAAGAAAAAUGCAUAAUUUAACAAAGAAGUUUUUACAACUUUGUGAAUCAUUAUGUGGAUUAAAUGAUGUACAAUACAAAUCAAUAGUUCAUGAUGGACUUGUAUCUAUGUGUAUAGGGAAAGAAAACGAUUUUAUUAAAUUUUCCUUAAAAAUGGAUAUAAUGAUGACAUCUUCGAUACCUCUAGCAUCUAUAGCUGGUGUAAAUAUGGAUAACAAAUAUGCAUUUCCUAAUCUUCACCCACUACAUUGUACUGUUGGUUUAUCUAAAUUAGAUAUUGAUAACACUGAGGAUUUAUAUCCAAUUGAUACGGAAUCGCCAUUAAUGAAUGUUCACACUAUUUUUAUAAAUCACAAUCUAGAAGAAGUUAAAAAUAUAACUGAAUUGCCAGUCACUGAAGAUCAAAUUCACGCACGUUCAAUGAUGAAAUCAUUUACUGUAGCAGCAACUUGUGCCCGACAAAAGUUUGGAUUAAAUGUGAAGAAGUUACCUGAACCUAUUGUUGUGCAAUGUGUUCAGUCAGAUGGACAAAAUUUUCAUUUCUCUGUAUACCAACUUAAUACCUUAGAUAUUGAUGGCAAAGAAGGAAUCAAAAAUUUUUGGUGGUCAGAACCAUCAAUAAAAUUAUAUGAAAAAGCUCUAUAUGAAAAUGGGCAACCUUGUCUUACAGGCUACAAUCGUGAUGUUUUUAAUAGAUUUCUUGCAUUUUAUAAAAAUAAAUAAAAUAAGAUAAUUAUUGACAAUAAA
Messenger RNA from Bombus huntii, 1681 nucleotides. RefSeq names its product 39S ribosomal protein L37, mitochondrial (gene mRpL37). Gene Ontology annotation, biological process: translation. The record is from RefSeq and is a predicted model, not a curated record. Gene Ontology annotation, molecular function: structural constituent of ribosome. Gene Ontology annotation, cellular component: ribosome; mitochondrion. The transcript has 7 exons. NCBI's taxonomy places the organism in Eukaryota, Metazoa, Arthropoda, Insecta, Hymenoptera, Apidae. Bases 455 to 1657 code for a protein of 400 amino acids.